AUGGCUCCUUAUGAGGCACUUUAUGGAAGGAAAUAUAGAUCACCUAUUCAUUGGGAUGAAGUAGGACAAAGAGAAAAAAUGGGUCCAGAAAUUGUGAAGCAUACAACAGAUCUAGUAGCCAGAAUCCGGGAUAGGAUGAAGACUGCUCAAAGUCGACAGAAGAGCUAUGCUGACAACAAAAGAAGGGAUCUCAAGUUUGCAGUUGGUGAUCAUGUUUUCGUGAAAAUAGCACCUAUAAAGGGUGUUAUGAGAUUUGGAGUACAUAAUGUGUUCCACAUCUCGAUGCUUCGUAAGUACAUGUCGAAUCCUUCACAUGUGCUAAAUUUUGAACCACUGCAGCUUACACCAAAUCUAUCUUAUGAGGAGAGGUCUGCUCGAAUAUUGGGCAGACAAGAGAGAAGGCUACGAAAUAAGGUUAUAAAAAUGAUCAAGGUUAAGUGGCAAAUUCACUCGGAGGAAGAAGCUACUUGGGAGACUGAGACCGACAUGAGGAGUCGCUACUGGGAAUUAUUCGGUGACUUAUAA
Zingiber officinale is the source of this 525-nucleotide messenger RNA. RefSeq lists its product as uncharacterized. Bases 1 to 525 code for a protein of 174 amino acids. The record is from RefSeq and is a predicted model, not a curated record. Lineage: Eukaryota; Viridiplantae; Streptophyta; Magnoliopsida; Zingiberales; Zingiberaceae. The transcript has 2 exons.